UAAAAGAGAAGUCUUAAUUGGAUUGUUGAACUGUGAGAAGGUAAAAGAUAGAGACUUCGAAUAGAAGAAGAAGAAUCAACUUUAUCCCAAAAAAAAAUAAACAAAAAAUUAUUGUCGGAAUCGUGAGAAGCUGUCUCUCUCUCUUUGUGUCGGAAGCAAUGGGGACUCCGGAGUUUCCAGAUCUAGGGAAACACUGCUCCGUCGAUAUCUGCAAGCAAAUCGAUUUCUUGCCUUUCACCUGCGACCGCUGCCUCCAGGUUUUUUGUUUGGAUCAUCGGAGCUAUAUGAAACACAGCUGCCCCAAAGGCGACAGAGAAGAUGUAACGGUCGUCAUCUGCCCGCUCUGCGCCAAAGGAGUCAGGUUAAACCCAAACGAAGACCCGAACAUCACAUGGGAGAAACAUGUCAACACGGACUGCGACCCGUCAAACUACGAGAAAGCCACAAAGAAGAAGAAAUGCCCUGUUCCUAGAUGCAAGGAGCAGCUCACGUUCUCCAACACCAUCAAGUGCCGCGACUGCAAUGUCGAUCACUGCUUGAAACACCGUUUCGGACCUGAUCACACUUGUCCUGGACCUAGAAAGCCCGAACCAAGCUUCCUGAGUUUCAUGAGUGGUGGGAGUAGUAGCAGCAAGAAAGAAGCUAAAACGACGAGACCCAAUAACAAACCUUCUUCUUCUUCGAGAUGGUCUAAUCUUUUAUCUUCGGCAGAAGCUGGAAUCAGCAAGCUCGGUAACGAUAUUAGCAAUAAGCUUCAGUUUUCGAGCAGCAGCAGCGGUAGCAGCGGCAAUGGUGGUAUGGUGGAGGUGUGUCCGCAGUGUGGUGCUAGAUUCUCUUCGGUUGCGGUUCUUGUGGAGCAUGUAGAGAAAACACAUGAGAGGAACAAGAAGCAGAGUCAUGGCAAAAGUCACAAGUACUGAAAACAUCUUUUGUAUUGUUUUCUUCUCUCUUACUUGGUUUGAUUCAACCAAAGAAAAAUCUCACAUUCUUUGAACUUAAUUUGAAAAUUUGAUUAUAUACCAAAAAAAAAUUGAUACUGCCAAAGAAAA
Messenger RNA from Raphanus sativus (radish), 1049 nucleotides. Its product is annotated as zinc finger AN1 and C2H2 domain-containing stress-associated protein 11. The record is from RefSeq and is a predicted model, not a curated record. NCBI's taxonomy places the organism in Eukaryota, Viridiplantae, Streptophyta, Magnoliopsida, Brassicales, Brassicaceae. Gene Ontology annotation, cellular component: cytoplasm. The coding region runs from base 159 to 920 and encodes 253 amino acids. Gene Ontology annotation, molecular function: zinc ion binding. The transcript has 3 exons.